Messenger RNA from Girardinichthys multiradiatus, 4522 nucleotides. RefSeq names its product zinc finger protein 391-like. Bases 1247 to 2959 code for a protein of 570 amino acids. Gene Ontology annotation, cellular component: nucleus. Gene Ontology annotation, biological process: regulation of transcription by RNA polymerase II; central nervous system development. Lineage: Eukaryota; Metazoa; Chordata; Actinopteri; Cyprinodontiformes; Goodeidae. The transcript is spliced from 3 exons. Gene Ontology annotation, molecular function: RNA polymerase II cis-regulatory region sequence-specific DNA binding; DNA-binding transcription factor activity, RNA polymerase II-specific. The record is from RefSeq and is a predicted model, not a curated record.
UCAAUGUUUGUUUAGCUUUGUUGAACACGCCUGGGAUAUGACCUGGCAUCUACAUCAUUCUUCUCUUUCUUCUUAUUUAAUGUUGUAUCAGAGGGCGACAGAACGGGUCUCACAGCCCGGUUAAAAUACCAGACAUCAGUUCUGUAAGAUCUGAAGACCAUCAUCAAGCCCAUAAAACUUUCUACAUUUAACAUGACAUCGAUCCUGUUAAAUUCAGUUCAACCAACUAACAAAUCUAUGCAGGAAAACAUAAAGUUCAAAUAAUCUAAAUGUCUGUGAUGAUUUCAGCAUCCGGUCUUAUUGGGUGUCCUCCUGUCAUCAGCUAGAGGGAAUCUGAUUAACCUGGAAUAAAGUUCAUCUCUCCUCAUUUAUCUUUCUGAUGUUUUCAGAGAAAUUACAAAAACUCUAAAAUAUCUCAACGUUCAAAGGUAUCAGUCAGGAAAAAGGACAGAAACGGGUCCGAUAGUCUGACAGCAUCAGUGGAGGAGCUGCAGAGUUUCUGGUCAGUCGGGUUUUAAACAGGACACAAAUCUCCUGUUCUGAAUGAAAGGCAGACCCCUAGCCCAAAGAAAACACCCAAUUUGUAAUAAAACCUUCUAAAACAUGGUGUAGAAACUGUUCUAAACUCAUAAAACCAAAGUAGAACCUUUGGGCCACACUUCCAGAAAAUACGUUUGACACCUAAAGGUACUGAAGGAAAAUAAUACAAUUUCCAUAGUGAAACACGGUGGUGGCAGCAUCCUCAUCUGGGGUUAUUUUCUUCAGAUGGACCAGGACUUCUGUCCAGGUGGAUGGAGCCAUAGACGGUACCAAACAGCACUCGGUCUUGACCCGAUCCUUCGGGGUUUCUGCUAGAAAGCUGAAGAUGUUAUAUAGUAAAUAAAAUGUAUUUGUAUACGACGUUUUUACAGACAGGAUGUCACAAAGUGUUUCACAACAGAAUAAUCUCAUCCAUCUCAGCAAAACAGUGAGCCCAACUUUAUGAGUGGAAACUGAAAGUUCUGGAAUGGCUGGGCCAGAGUCCAAAACAUAAAUCCGCGUGAGGAUCUGAAGAGGGUUGUGGACAUUGUCCUGUUUAAAGGUUGUCCUCUAAUAUGAGAGAUGUGGAGCGGUUUACUGGCAGAGUGGGUAGAUAUGACCGAGUAACAAACGAGACUGAAACCUGAAAUGAAACAGCUUCAGCAAAGUCUGUUGAAGGAUGGAAACCAUGGAAACCAGGACAAAAAGAUGAAAUAUUAACCGAGGGAUGGACCCAUCAGAACCUCUAAGCCAACACAAGAUAAAUAUGAACACAAUUCUGCCUCCUCCCCUUCUCCCUGCAGAACUUCCACAGAAACAGCAGCUCUGGAACCAGGAGAGGAUCUGCUGUCUGGCCCAGAAAGAUCCAGAACCGUCCCGGGCCAAAGAGAAACACGAAAUUGAGCAAACCAAAGAGGAACAGAAGGAACCAGAACUUCUGCUUAUCAAAGAAGAACCGGAGGAACCAGAACUAAUGCUUGUCAUAGAAGAACCAGAUGAACCAGAACCUCAGCAGAUCAAACAAGAACCAGGGGAACCAGAACCUCAGCAGAUCAAACAAGAACCAGAGGAAUGCAGUAUCAGUCAGGAGCAGCUGGUGCUGAAGCAGGAGACAGAGACCUUAAUGGUGUUCCGAUCCAAGUCCCGGUUCACUGAAAUAUUUGGAGGUUCUGGAGAUAUCAUCAUCCAGUUUGAGGAAGAGGUCGAUGGUCAUCGCAGACUGCUGGAGAUCAACUGGACUCCAGUAAUAAAGUUACACAGACUUGAACUCCCACAGCUGCUAGUUUAUAAGGACAAGGAGGUUCUGACUGGCCAGCAACUCUGCAACCAAGAAGAUCCAGAACCUCCACAGAUCAAAGAGGAGCUAAGGGAGGAUACUGAUGCAGUUUUGGUGACUGUUGCUUAUGAUGACACCGACCUUGGUGAACCAGAACCAGACACUGAUCCUUCUGAUGAUGAGAUUCAGGAUCGGGUAGGAAGAAAAGACUCAGCUGGAGCUCAAAGUUCAGAGCUGAGGUUAAAGAAGCAUUACCAGAGAGACCGAGGCGACCCCGUGACUGUGCCACAGAGUUGGUGUGAUCAUGAUGGCUUUGGUGAAACAUCAGAAAAAACCUGUAGGUCCUUAUUGAUUAGUCCGUGGAGGAAUACAACAUUUUCAAAACCCUCCACAGAUGGUAGCUGUGGACCAGAACUCUCUACUCCAUCUGCUACACGGAUCCUGAGCCACAUACAUGAGGACAGAUCCUGCCACAGCAACAGGUGGGGAGCAGAUAUGUUUUUGUAUGAAAUGACAGAUGACCAACAGAGUCACCGAGUUGAGAAGCCGUAUUCUUGCAGCCUCUGUGAUAAACGGUUUGGAUACAGCAGUCACCUGGUGUCCCACAUAAGAACUCAUACAGGUGAAAAGCCAUACUGCUGUGAGGACUGUGGGAAAUGUUUCAGCAGAAGGGAAACUUUGGUGCGGCAUGCAGCCAUGCAUACAGAGAUGAAGCCGUAUUCCUGUAAGCAGUGUGGAAAAUCGUUCAGUAGAACAGAAACCUUGAGGCAGCAUGUUAGAACUCAUACAGGAGAGAAGCCGUUUUCCUGCUCUGAAUGUGGCAAAUGUUUCAGUCUCCGAGGAAACUUAAUGACACACAAACGAACUCACACAGGUGAGAAGCUGCAUUCAUGCAGCACCUGUGGAAAACGAUUUGGGAACCGCAGUCAUUUAUUAUCCCACAUGAGAACUCACACAGGGGAAAAACCAUAUUCCUGCAAGUUGUGUGGGAAAAGCUUCAGCCAGUCAGGAAGUUUAAUGAAGCAUAAGAGAACCCAUACAGGUGAAAAGCCGUAUUCAUGUAAGGAGUGUGGGAAACGUUUCAGUGAAAGUGGAAUUUUGAGAAAACAUGAGAGAACUCAUAAAAGUCAAGGAGGAGUUUCAGUGAGAGGAGUUCCUUUAUGAAUCGCUUGAGGAGAAACCAUGUUCUUGUUAACCUGACACCAAGGCAAGUUUAUGUGUAGAACAUCUCAGCAACAAGACAGUUCAAAGUGCUUUAAAUGAAGAAAGAGAAGACAAGAUUCACAGCAGUGUCUUGUUGAAGGCAGGAAAAGAAAACCGGGACCACAGACUGAAAUUAAUUAUGUUUCAUAGUUUAAAUAGAAGAAUCAAAGGAACCCUGAACUAAUGGGUUCUAACCUGGACCUAAAAGAACUCAGUAAUUCAACAUCUCUCCAGUUUUCUGGAAGUUUGUUCCAGAUUAGUGGAGCAGAAGAACUGAAUGCUGCUUCUCCAUGUUUGGUUGUAUGAACCUUCCAGACCACUCAGGUCUUCUGGUUCCAGUCUACUAUGCAGAACCAGAAGCCUGAGUGGUCUGGAAGGUUCAUACAACAACAGUAGAUCUUUAAUGUAUUUUGGUGUUAAGCCAUUCACCUAAUAAACUAACAGAAGGAUUUUAAAGUCUCUUCUCUGAGGUCCAGGGAGCCAGUGGAAGGACUUUAGAACUGGGCUGAUGUUCUCUACCUUCUAGGUUCUAGUGAGGACCAGGCAGCAGUUUUCUGGAUCAGCUGCAGUUGUCUGAUGCAGUGAUCAGUUCCACUAAAGAUAAACGCAUGGAUGAGUUUCUCCAGAUCCUGCUGGACAUUAGACCUUUAAUCCUGGAGAUGUUCUUCAGGUGAUAGAAGGCUGAUUUAGUGGCUGUAUUUAUGUGGUUCUGGAGGUUCAGGUCUUGGGUCCAUGGGUCCUGGGUGAUGUGCCUCAGCCAACUGGGAGGAGCAAACAAAACAAGGACCGAAGUUACCAAUUCCUCCACUACUUCUCAAAGUUUAGACGGAGUAAAAGUCCUUCUACUAAACUUGCUGUGAAACUUUCUAGUAGAAUUUACAUUGGAGAUGCUUCUAAAUGAUGGCGGAUCUACAAAAGCUCUAAACUGAUGAAGAGUUGGCUAGUUUUAGAAUGAAGUUUCUUCUGAAACUUCUAGUUUGACUUGCUCUACAUGGCCAAUAGUCCUUAUUUGUCUCUGUUCACACCGCUAGCCCUGCGUGGUUCAUAGGAGGCGUGGCUUUCAGCUCCUUCGGGAGGGGAAAAGUUACGGACUACAGCUCUAAUCUAUAAUCAGUUUUAAAGAACGCUUCACGAUCUUCAUCAGCUGAUUUCUCAUCAGCUAAAAAACCAGGAAAUGAGCAGCAAUGAGCUGUAAGCAGCACCUUGACCCAAAUAAACUCUGUGACUGGUUCUAUCAAAAUAAACGGUAGUUGGUCCAAAGUCAGCUUCUGUUAUUCUGAUAAACAUGCAUUUUGUCAUUGUUGAAAGAGCGUUUGGAGGAAAAGGCUGUUAUUUUUAAUGUCAUUUUUUAACCUCAGGCUCUUCAUGGCGGUUAACUAGUUGGUUAGUUAACCCUUGUUUGUCAGUGUUGGUGUCCUAACAUGGAUGCAGAGCUGCAGUUCUGGACCUCUGAGAUUUCCAGUUUUUAUUUUGUCUUGUAAAUAAAUCCUUUAAAUAAAGUUUAAUAAAGUCUGAUCGAAACAA